Messenger RNA from Exaiptasia diaphana, 750 nucleotides. RefSeq names its product HMG domain-containing protein 3-like. The coding region runs from base 45 to 563 and encodes 172 amino acids. Lineage: Eukaryota; Metazoa; Cnidaria; Anthozoa; Actiniaria; Aiptasiidae. The transcript has 2 exons. The record is from RefSeq and is a predicted model, not a curated record.
CCACAACAUUUGUGUGUGAUUCUGCAUGUGGCUUGGCUUGCCACAUGGAAGUGAGAGACAAGGCCAAAACAGAUCAGCUGUGGGGAGAGAACUUUGGCUGUUUUGAGAAGCCAUCUCUUGAUAAAGAGCCACAAUCUAAUAUCAACAUUCCUGAUAUAGUACCCUCAGAAUACAAGUCAGUAGAAACACAGCCAAGCAAUGAUCUAGGAGAUGGGAUGGUCCAUCCAAUUACAAAAUCUGAGCGGCAUUUUGUUGUUGGGGAUAGAUUCCACAACUCAACAAAUCCUCACAAGUCACCUUUGUGUGCUUAUCACAACAUCAACCUGUGUAGGCAAGCCUACACAAUCACAACAAGCACACAGGAAUCUGAAAACAACAGAAAAAACGUCCAAAGACUGAGAAGUACCUGUCAACAGAGCUUUGAAGUACAUUACCUAUUCAACUAUCUCAUGGACUUCUACCUAAACGAAAAUAUUGUAAACAAACAAAAGAAGUCCUUGGAAAAUAGCACUGGUGCUUUAUGCGAAAGAAAUACCUUAGGGAGGUUUAUUCUAAAAGCCUAGUCUUGCAUAAAUAACUUCAAAAACAGCUUUUUUUUAGACUUUUAGAUUUUGUAUAGCGUAGUAAACCUUCGCCAAGAAGUGUUUAAUACUUUUUUUCAAUCCUUUGUCCAUUUUCUACAAAUAGAGGCUGUAAUAUUUUAUUGGUAAAAUUUCAUUCUUAUCAUCAUUCAUCUCAUUAAAGACUGAU